Aaosphaeria arxii CBS 175.79 is the source of this 774-nucleotide messenger RNA. RefSeq lists its product as uncharacterized. The coding region runs from base 1 to 774 and encodes 257 amino acids. The record is from RefSeq and is a predicted model, not a curated record. The transcript is spliced from 2 exons. NCBI's taxonomy places the organism in Eukaryota, Fungi, Ascomycota, Dothideomycetes, Pleosporales.
AUGAGCUUCCAUGCGCACAGGAUACAGCAAAUUCUCAGCGAACCAUGCCCUUCGGAGACCGAAUGGUUAUAUGGCAGUUAUCUAGUGUGGGUAUACUUUCCCGUCUCUGCUGGGGAGAUGAUAUCUGGGAUCUGGGUCAUAAGGCAUCUGGGAGGUCCAGCAUCAGUGGCUGUUUAUACAACGCUGGGACGAUCAUGUAUUUUCAGAUCUUACCUAAGACCUGAAUGGCGGUCCGGUGUAACAGUCCAACGCCUCAAUGGAAGCUCAGAUGGAGACGUCAUCUCCUUUUAUUACAACGACCUACGACCGCAAUCCUCGGAACGAGAUUUGCGACUGGCUAUUGUCAGCAAGGGAUUGGGUAGGAACGACGUACCUGAAAACCCACCUUGGCCAAAAAGCGAAUUUCCAGACGAGUUAAGAGCCUAUGGGGGACAAUGGUUUCAUUCCAAAGCUACCCUACAGGGUGUCCAAUCCGUUGAUAUCUGCAGACACAGAACAAAAAAAUACUGUCUAGGCAUUUUGCUUCACUACAAGAACCGCACAAGAGAGGUGUUAGGCCAAUGGCGCGUUGACCAGGUCAUCGAAACUAUGACUGAGGAUUCCGUUCCUCAUCUGAUACGCUUCCAUCGGGGCUAUGACAUGAGUACACCAUACGUGAGGGAAAUCUGUUUCAAGCAAGCAGCAGAUCUCCAAGGAUGGACAACAUUUCGCAUGCACGGGCACUUGGUAUGGUGGUUUAAUGAGGAAGGGGGUCUUAUAAGACAUGAGGCUUGA